Molecule: messenger RNA, 2977 nt
Organism: Microdochium trichocladiopsis
Lineage: Eukaryota; Fungi; Ascomycota; Sordariomycetes; Xylariales; Microdochiaceae
Product: heterokaryon incompatibility protein Het-C-domain-containing protein
Exons: 3
Coding region: 249-2663 (804 amino acids)
Source: RefSeq, a predicted model, not a curated record
ACGAAAUAAGCGUGGGAGGCCACCCGCGCCGGGUUCUCUACUCACACCCAACACGCAACAUUUCCUCUUCUUUUUCCUUUGCGCUUCUCAUUGUGCGGUAAUCAUCAAAGGGCCCUCUGUCGCCUUGCUGACGUGUGUCAGUUCAGGCGUCUUCUCGGGUAUUGACUGCUGCGUGCACAUCUGCAACUUCCCCCUCCUGAAGCGACUCACUUCGCUCAACCAGCCGGCGCAAAGCAACAGGCCAAGCCAUGUCCGCAACACGACUCGGAUUCGGCAGCAUGCUGCUGGUCCUGGGCAUUAUUCUCGUCCUCAUGCCCGGGCAGGCAGCGGCUUUCGGUGCUGGCAAUAUCCCGUCCAUCGCCCAGGUCGAGGGCCACAACUGGCGCCACGGCGAUAUUGAGGACAUGCUCUCUACGAUCGCCUUCCUCGGGGGCAAGAAAUGGACAUCGCUUCUGAUCAAGCGCACUUACUUCGGGAAUUUCUUGAGAGACUAUAGUCAGGCGAUCGACACUGCGGGAUUGAAGGGUGUCAACGCCGAAACGCUCCGGAUUCUGGUGUGGAUCCUGUCGUUCCUUGCCAACGGAUAUGCUACAGAGGAGUUUGAAGUGACGGCUGAGCGUUUGGGAACAUAUCGGCCUGAAGAGCAUAUCGACAACCCCUUGGGCUACCCGAACGACGCUCAGACUUUCGACAAGCGCUUGCGUGGUCCCGUUCGGCCGAUCGAGGUCGAAAUUGACCCUCAAACAGGCAUGAAGAACUACAUUGCCAACGAAAGAGGCGACUGGGCGACGAGUGCGGGCUACUUGCGCUACAGCCUGGCCCGAAGCAUCCACUACGGAAGACUCUAUACCCAUGGCGCAAAGGGGUCUGGCAGAGAGGAAGAUCUUUGCGAAGCUCUUCGCUGCCUUGGUCAAGCUCUUCACUGCAUGGAGGACUUCCCGGCCCACAGCAAUUACUGCGAAUUGGCUCUGCGCGAGCUUGGGUAUCAUGGUGUCUUUCCUCAUUGCGGAACCGAUACAGAGAUCAAUCUCCGUGGCAAGCGUGUCUACCCACUGGUGACUGGCACCUUUGGUGGAGUGGACUUCUUUCAUUCGGUCCUCGGUGAAGCCAAUGAUCACUUCACACAAGCGGAAGUGUCCGAAGUUGACCAGAUGGACCUCGUGCUGAAGAAUUGCGAAAACUCGACCAACAACUCGCGGGGAUCCAGCAACGCACGUGGCUUGGACUUCGGGUUUGGGGGCCGUGGCAACGCUGGCGACUUCAUCUCGCUGGUCGGCCAACUGCCAGGCAUUGGGGGCGGUUUCGCCUCCGAAGCACGAGAGCUCCAGCAGCGAUCUGAGGACCAGAGGAGAAGGAAUGCGUCUGGCUCCCAGUCUCGAUCUGAUCCAUACUUGAGAUCUCGUGCCGAGGGUGGCCAGCACACGAACCAGAACGUCGUUCCUGGAAUGAGCGUCGAUUUCGAUCCUGUCAAGGUAUCAAAGCAGAUUUACCCCAUCCUCGAAUUUCGCGACAAAAUCGUCAAGGCCAUCAACAGGGGCAUCUCCAAAAUUCCCGGACUAGAGAAGCUUCUGGAGCACAUCAGCGAGACUUUGACAGCUUUUGUCCUUGGACUCCUUGCACCAUUCAUCCGCCCGAUCAUUAACCAGGUUACCAAGGUGCUCAAGCAAAGUUCAUCCACCGUCAUUGAUGCCAGUGCGAACUCCCAGCUCGAGCCAUGGAAGGACCCACGCUGCAGCAAUCCCACGCACUCGAUGCUUUCCAAGGAUCAUUUCACCAACAUCCUGAACUCCUGCGCUGGGCGAGUGGCUGCUACCAUUCUCCAGUAUACCGUUCCUCGAGUGCUUUAUGCAUGGGAGAACCCUGGCGUACCAGUGGAUGAGGUGCUCAGUGACGUUCUCAGGGCGUUCCAUCACCCUGCCAUCCGCGAUGAUCGGGUGGAGAUCCAACGUGACAUGUUCAACACUGUCCGUAAGUGGGCGGACGAGAACCCCAAACGCCAUGAAUUGAACCAUAUUCUCGGGUCAGACUCGGUCAAGAGGGGCAAGAACCACGUUCAGCCCAAUCCAAACACCACCAGUAGCAGGGGCAUGUCUCAUGACCCUGGCUGUGGUGGCAGCAUUUUCCAGCAGCCUGGCCACGGACACCCUUCGGACUCGCUUUGGUCACAAGUCAAGACCCGCGACCUAGACAGCAUGGGAGUCGGUGAUGGACAUGGUGGACUUCGACCUGACUACGCGUCAACCAGCCGCCCGUCCUCUAGGCGCUCGGAAUCUCCUGAGCGGCGUAAGCCCAGUCCUCAGUAUGGCUAUCAUCACAGCCAGCAGGGCGAAGCCGCAAGCUACGCUGCCCCUUACCCGCCGGAUCAGCCAUCGCAGUAUGGCCAAGGUCAUGGUUCUCAGUAUGAUCAGCGCCCACAAUACGGCGAAGCAGCCUCAUACGGUCAACCCAGUUAUGGCGGACCACCUCCCCAACAGCCUCAAUAUGGCGGCCCCCCUCCAGGCCAAGGCGGUUACUACGGAGGUCCCCAGCCUGGUUAUGGUGCUCCUCAGGGCUAUGGAGCUCCGCCACCGGGUCAAGGUGACUACUAUGGAGGACCUCAACAACCGCCGUACGGACAGCCCCCGCCUGGCAACUACGGCAAUCCUCCUUACCCCGGAUACUGAAGUGGGGUUGGAUCUUGAGCAAGGACACGAGUCCCUUUAGGCCCGGGUAGGACAUGUCAAGGCGGGAGGAUCUGUAGUUGGGGAAGAAAGAGCUAUGGCGUGCUAAUAGAGGGUCACUGGAUGUGAUGGACGUGACGCCGGAAUAAAGGACUGGGAGAUACACGACACAAACAUAAUAUGGAAUAGCUAUAAGCUACCAGCAUCUUUCAUCUUAGAACAAUUGAUUGUUGUUGCUAGAAAUGUGGUGCUCCAUAGAGCCCCCCCCCCUCCUUUCUAUGCGCCAUUGCAGUCAUGAGUUUGGACAAACCGGAUCG